AUGGAUACUUUGAAAUCCAUGAUAUUUACUUCAUUUCUAUCAUCUUCUUCUUCUUCCUCCUCCUCUGAUGAGGAGUCUGAUGAUGAAUAUAUGAUCACACUUUUAGCAGCUUAUGAGCAGAAUACCAGUAGUAUGCUUCAGAUUCUUAAGUCAAGUGAUAGCUCAAAGAAAAUAGGGGGUUCUGUUGUAGGUCACAAGUAUAUACGCAGAGAUAGAAGGCAAGGUCAUGACAGAUUGUUUGCAGAUUAUUUUGCUACAAAUUCAGUGUAUUCUGCUACAAUAUUUCGGAGACGUUUUCGAAUGCGUCGUCCUUUGUAUUUGCGAAUUUUGAAUGCAAUCGAAGCACACAAUUCAUAUUUUAUUCAAAAACAAGAUGCAGCUCAUGUAGUUGGAUUAUCUGCCCUACAAAAAAUGACUUCAGCGAUGAGAAUAUUAUCAUACAGUGUCGCAGCAGAUGCAGUUGAUGAUUACAUACGUAUUGGGGAAAGCACUGCGAUUCAAAGUUUGCAACAAUUUUGUUAUUCAGUGAUUGAAAUCUUUGGAGUAGAAUAUCUGAGAUCUCCGACACCAACUGACAUUGCUAGGUUACAUGCUAUUGGCGAGGUUCGGGGGUUUCCGGACCGGUCACCUUUGUUUUCUGAUCUUGCCCAAGGUAAGGCUCCCCCUGUCCACUACACUAUUAAUGGGCAUAGUUACGAUAUGGGUUAUUACCUUGCUGAUGGUAUAUACCCGCAAUGGGCAACACUGGUUCAAACAAUUUCUUCUCCCCAAGGAGCAAAGAGACAACAUUUUGCAAUGAUGCAAGAGUCUGCCAGGAAAGAUAUAGAGCGGGCAUUCGGAGUCCUCCAAUCUCGAUUCGCAAUGAUUUAA
This is a messenger RNA of Camellia sinensis, 870 nucleotides long. The record is from RefSeq and is a predicted model, not a curated record. Lineage: Eukaryota; Viridiplantae; Streptophyta; Magnoliopsida; Ericales; Theaceae.